Pochonia chlamydosporia 170 is the source of this 1089-nucleotide messenger RNA. RefSeq lists its product as hypothetical. The record is from RefSeq and is a predicted model, not a curated record. Lineage: Eukaryota; Fungi; Ascomycota; Sordariomycetes; Hypocreales; Clavicipitaceae. Bases 1 to 1089 code for a protein of 362 amino acids. The transcript has a single exon.
AUGGCCUGCGGCUGUGACUCGACACAAUCUGUCUGUUACCAGACCGCUUCUCCUCUUUUCUGCCACUCACCCUUUUCAAUUAAUUUCAACUUGAGCUUCACAAUCCACUUGGUAUCAAACAUUCAAGACCAUUCUGAGGAUUCUACCAAGGGUGCCACCACCACAUGCCGUCAUUGCUGUCACCUACGAGAAAUGCUCCGCAAUGAUGUCUUUUGCAGAUCUAGGGGCCUUCAUGACCCACGCAAAAUUGAACACCAACACUUGGCUCCAGCUCCUUGUGGAGCAUCAUGGGGACAAUGGAGCCUGCCGACCCUAAUCGACACGAUCUCCUUGGUUGGUGAGAGAGUCAACACUGAUCUGAUCCUCUGUUGGUGCACAAGGUGCAGGAUACCCUUAACCACUAAUUCACGCGAUACUGGAGAUCUUGUCCUUGUUGUUUUCCACACCACAGCUUGGGGAUAUGCGUUUCUUUUUUCCCAAGUGUUAGGAACGGAUGACACAGCAAUCACCCACUCCACGUCACCGAUGAGGGACUGGGACUGGGACACUGAUGCAGUUGGCAUCGGUCUACUUCGGAUUUCGACACCACAGAGUCGGACCACCGAACAGGCUUCUUCAUCAUCUUCUAGAUUGAGACAAGCAGCAAGUGGCCGGACUCUCGGUAACCAGCACACCACUACUCCCUACCCUGCCACACCUUACCUUGCAGCAAUGCAAUGCAGCGCCGUUGUCGCUGUCUGGCUGCCCUACAAAGGGAAUCCCGCGCACCGCCUCUUUGCUUGGGCUGCACCAGCAGAAUUUUUCUUGGUGUGUCUCUCGCUCGAAAUCCGGAAUUCUCUUCUGGUCUCGUGCCUGAAGAUCGAACAGCCACGCACGCAAUGCUCAACGCCGCCUCUUCAGAGCCUCAAAUGGCUUCUAUCGUCAGUUAAUGGAAUCUCAAUAUCAGCGUGCCGUCUAUUCGAUGUAUCGUGGAGUACUGGCGCUACAAGCAUGGGAGCAAAAAGACUCCGCAGUGACGUGAAGUCCUGUUUUAGGCGCUGUGCUGGAACGGUGGACUUCUGGAUGGUCCCACCAGCUUUCUCCAUUUGA